This is a messenger RNA of Eucalyptus grandis, 976 nucleotides long. Its product is annotated as mitochondrial import inner membrane translocase subunit PAM16 like 2. Gene Ontology annotation, biological process: protein import into mitochondrial matrix. Bases 341 to 691 code for a protein of 116 amino acids. The record is from RefSeq and is a predicted model, not a curated record. Gene Ontology annotation, cellular component: TIM23 mitochondrial import inner membrane translocase complex. The transcript has 4 exons. NCBI's taxonomy places the organism in Eukaryota, Viridiplantae, Streptophyta, Magnoliopsida, Myrtales, Myrtaceae.
CACGCCCCCUCCGUUUCCUAAGCUGGGCUUCAAAAUCAAGAAAGGCUCAUGAGAUACUGGGCCGGAAUCAGGAGCCUUGGGCUGGGCCGUGAUGGGCGAUUGGGCCGCCCGGGAUCCGCUCCCGCCGCCCGAACUCCGGUUUGAAUGUCUUCUUCCUUGGACAGAAAGAUUCCUAGUUUAUUACAUCCUCCUCCUGAGAAAUCCUCCGAUUCUGGAAGCUUCCAUCUGAGAUUCUAGGGUUUACCGGCGGUCGGCUCGCUUCUCCUUCCAUCCGCGAAUCGAAAGGUCGUAACUUUCGACAGGUCCGGCGCAGAUCGUCGCAACCCAUCGAAGGAAGGAGAUGGCGGCGAAAAUUCUGGCGAACCUGAUCGUGAUGGGCGGUGGUAUUAUGGCUCGAGCUCUUGUUCAGGCGUAUCGUCAAGCCCUUGCCAAUGCCUCAAAAACUGGUGUUGCCCAAGAAACGCUACAGAACACCGUUCGCCGAGCUAGCAAGGCAAUGACAGAGCAAGAAGCAAGGCAGAUUCUUGGGGUGACCGAGGAGACUGCCUGGGAAGAUAUAUUGAAGAAAUAUGAUGCUUUGUUCGAGAGGAAUGCGAAGAACGGGAGCUUUUACAUUCAGUCUAAGGUUCACCGGGCUAAAGAAUGUUUAGAGUCUGUAUAUCAAGGCAAAGGCCAAAGUAACCCAAGUUGAUGGUCCAGAGCUUGUGCAUAUUCUCGUAUUUUGUACUUCCAUGAAGCGUAUUUGUUGGGUGCCUCAAAGGUGGAAUGUGUCAACAUAUUUGCACUGUAUGUAUUUUUGUCUUGAGUUCAUCCCUAAUGCUGAAUAAUGUAAUCUUAUUGCUGAUCUGUGUAGCGGUUGGCCGGCAAAGUUACGUUGUCUGAUAAUAAAUCAGCAAAGAUAUGAAUAAGUUCUGUACAAAGUAAUGACAAUGACUUAGAAAAUUUAUCCGUUUCUCCCUCUUUGGGUGAAUGUCUA